Messenger RNA from Aspergillus bombycis, 4710 nucleotides. RefSeq lists its product as uncharacterized. Bases 1 to 4710 code for a protein of 1569 amino acids. The record is from RefSeq and is a predicted model, not a curated record. The transcript is spliced from 6 exons. Lineage: Eukaryota; Fungi; Ascomycota; Eurotiomycetes; Eurotiales; Aspergillaceae.
AUGCGGCUGCUUCCUUUGCUUGCGCUUCUCGCGUAUCUUGUGCCGUGUCUAUUCGUGUUUGCGGCGCAGAUACCUCAUAGUGAGGGCAACCAGCAUAGGAGCAUCGCCAUUAUAGAAGCUAGGGCAACAGAUCAAGCAACUACAGCAACAGCAGAUGCAACCACUGGAACGACCGCGAGCGCAACUGGCCAUGCGACAGCUACAGCCAAUUCCACCUCGGCCUCCAAUACAACCACCUCAGCCACUACGGCUACAGCGACUUUGGCUACGCCAGCCCCAACUGGCAAUGAUACGAACCCGAUCGCACCUGGCGCUCUCCCCUUGCAACCUACGAUAACACCUGCGUUGGGGGUCGGUGGUUUCCUUCUCAUCGUCGCCGGUGCAGUCCUUGCAAUUAUAGGAAUACGGAAUCUAUGGAUCCAAGUCUUCCUAUCAACCGCUUUCUUAGCGGCUAUUGGUGUAACUGUUCUAAUCGUCUACGUCAUGAAUCCCCCAGUCCGUGUCGCGGUUCAGGGCGCCUACCUCGUCGCUAUUUUCUUCACAGCAGUGACUUUCGGAGCACUUUCGCUUGUAUUUAAGGAAUUAACAGAGGGGCUUGGCUGUCUUUUAGGCGGAUUCUGCAGCAGCAUGUGGCUUCUCUCCCUUAAGCCAGGCGGCCUUCUCACACAAACGGAUUCCAAAAGCGGGUUCAUCGGCGCUAUCUCAGUCACAUUCUAUGCUCUGUCAUUCAGCCACUACACUCGACCCUAUGGACUAAUGGCGUCGACUGGUAUUUCUGGAGGUACUGCUGUUGCAUUAGGGAUUGACUGCUUCAGUCGUGCCGGUUGGAAGGAGUUCUGGCUUUACAUUUGGGCUCUGAACGACGACAUCUUCCCUUUGGGUACAAGCACCUACCCUGUGACUCGUAAUAUCAAAGUUGAGCUUGCCGCCACGGUCAUUAUUGCCGUCCUAGGUGUGAUCUCACAACUCAGGUUAUGGAAAGUAAUCCGGGAAAGAAGGCAGAAAGAGAAUGAGGUUCGCGAAAAAGAGCAGAAGGAAAAGGAGGAGGCCGAGCUCGAGAUAGGGCGGAGGUUCGAAGAGAAGAACAUGGAAGAGCGGCUAGAGUGGGAGGCCAGACAUGGCAAUCCCGACUCCGGCAUUCCAGAGCUUGCAGAUAAUUCAAAGAACGGAUGUACUGCAGACCAUGCAGUCGAUGUGGAGAAAGGUGGUGCAAUUGACACGUCAAGUGUUGCAAGCUCUUCACAGGAGUCCUAUCGUUGCUCUGAUUGCUUAGAGAGGCGAGCGAAUGGUGAAUCUGCCUAUGCUGCUUCGCAAUCAAGUGGGGACACUGAGGACUCUCAGAGUCGACAACUAGAAGAUACCACGGUGGGAGUCGACACAGAAGACCAAGACCAAUCGUCUCCCGACGGAGAAAACGUCCCGCUCAAAGUGUUCGAUGGGGCAGCUGCAGCCAAGAUCAAAGACGACAAUAGUUCUGAUAUGACAGCUAUCGUUGGGUCCGAAGCCGGAACAAUAAGAUCCAAGCGGCUUUCUGGUAGAGACCUGUUGGACAAGGUAUCUGCGAAAAAUAGCGCACGGCUUAUAUCUCAAUCACAAGAAGCGCUGGUCUCCUGCGAUGGCUCAUCCACGCAAGACACCCUAGACGGAAACUCUAAUUCCGCCUCGGAGAGUCACAGCAAUGUGGCGGGAAAUCAUAUGGAAGAAGAAGAUAGACCUGCAUCUAAUCCAGAAGAUGCCCCAAUUCCCUCCGUCGAGCAGGAAGCUGAUAGUAAAGAGACAUCCGGGUUGGAGAAGGAUGUUGAAAAAAGCGUCGGGGAGCCCAGCGUGUAUUCGCGAGGGAUAGACGAGCAAAAGUUCGGUGAAUUGGAACAAGAGGGGAGCAAACAGGAGAAGAAAGAGAAUAGCCCAACAAAGGAAGAAGCUAGCGAGCGCCAACCACCACCACCAACAUCAUCAUCAUCAUCAUCAUCAACCCAGGCGAAGGACAUGCCCGAGCCAAAGGUUGACAAGCAGCCCACAGAAAUACCUCAAGAAAUUGAGAUAAAUGCCGAAACAACAGGGCCAGCAGAUCAAAAUGAUGACAAGCCACGAGCUGUUGGGUCCAGUGUGAAUGGCUCGGCCCCAAAAGAUCAAGAUGAGAAGCCAGUGGGAGUCAGUCAAUCAAAGGAGUCUUCAUCCAAAGAAACGCCCCCAAAAACCAAUGAGUCUGCCCCUGUCAAGCAGAGAUCUUCGAAGUCAGGAUCCGAAACCAAGACUAAGCUUAAGAAAGAAGCACCCCCUCGACUGGAUAUAGAAACUGUGAAACGACUACCACAACGAACAUCAAAGGUAGUACAAUCCUAUAGGACGAACGAGUGGGCUAAGCAUCUGGACGAUGCGGAAGCUCCCGAGCCUGAACCGAUCGAGUCAGUCGAAGAGGAGGAACCAGAAACCCCUGAUGAAGUUAAAGAAGCCGCUGCGCCUGUCAAAGUAGAAGAACUGCUGCAAACACCUUUAAAUGCGCAGCCGCCACCUGCUGUCGAGAGGCGUGUCUCUAUCGCCGAGCCGCCGAUUACAAAGGAAAUUAGCCAAAUGGCCAACGGCUCUCAGUUGCAGUCCAGCGCUCGAGCGCAUAAGAGAGCAUUUUCUGGGCCAGCUGUCUUCCCAGAAACUAAAAUUGACCAUUCUGCACACCCAGGAACCCAAGGCCAACCAGUUCAAGGAGUUACGGAUGCUGCCAAUACCUACGACGCGGUGUCUCCUACGGUCGACUCAGGGGAACAGCCCUGUGAAGAGGCCGAGGUUGCCAGACCUCAGUGGAAAGGGCCGCCCCCUCUCAUCGCAGUGCGCGAGGGCAUGAUGCGAAAUAGAUUGUCGUCUUUCUCGUUCAGCGCCGACCCCUGGGCAUCGAGGUUCGUCCAGGGAUCCGAGGUUUCGCCCCGACAAUCAACGUUCCCCAUCCCCGAAGAAGCAGACGACAUGCCUCUCUCCCGGCGUCGAACAAUGUUGCAUCAGCAGAUGGCUGUGCAGUCUGGUGUAGGUCAAACUUCCGUGAGAAGGAGUACACCAACCCCACUCAACACCCCAAGUUCAUUGGCGGCAUGGCGGGAAUCCGUACGAGAAAAUGUAUAUGACAGGCGAAGACUGGCAGCCCAGACGCCUCCAAUGACCAGCCAAGGGACAGGUGAACGGAAUCCAACAUCUUCCAAGAAGCUGCGGGGACGAGCCUCGUCAGUCAAGUUUGAGAAUGCGAUUGCGGAAGGUAUGCAGCGAGGAGACAUGACAGACUUGCAUCGAGAAGCCUUGCGACGGAUGCAAGCCAUGGCCAAUCGAAAUCGUCCCGCCUGCGUCGCUCAUCCAUUCGGUGUUGCUUUUCUUCUCUCAGCAAUCUUCACCACGACGGCCCUUCCUGUCACCGUGUCUCCUCCUCCUCCUCCUUCUCGUCUCUCAUAUAUUCUCGACUCGUCGCCCGUGUCGGAAACGGCGUCUUUUGCGGCCCCCCGGGAUCCUCCUCUUAUAUCCCCGCCCGAGGCUGAAAAGUCUUCCCUGCCCCCGCGCCGUCGAAGCCCGCGCCGUUCGUGGGAGUCCCACCAGCCUGCAUCGUCAUCGGCCUAUCACUCCAAGCCAACGAGCUCCUCCCGAUCCAUACCGCGACACAAGGGUUUCUGGACUCCCUCCGCCAUCUUACGGCCGCCCUCGGUUCGCCUCGCGAACCCUGUCAACUACGUCCCGCGAAUUACACCGGUCACGGUCCCCCAUCCCUUCCAGGGCUCGGAAGAGAAUCUCUGUCUUGAGGCGCACCGAGACGCAUACCCUCUCCUGUCGAUUCCCGAGCAACGUCGCAGCCGACUCACCCCAUCCCCGAAUAGUCUUGUGGUGGAGCGCAGCCAGGGGGAGACCGAAAGUGGGCGCUCCAGCAUCGCAGUGCCUCGAGCGCAAAGGCGCAGUGGUACCUUCAACGAAGAUUGGCCGUUACAGGAAAUGCCAGAAUCGGCGGGAAAUCAUGGGAGUCCGGAGGCACAAAGUAUUCGUCCACCCGACCGGGCACACCUGACCCUAGAACCCGUGGUCGACCGAUCCAAUCCCCUCGACGACCGCCCCCGACAUAUACAAUCACAGACUUCCCUGCGGUCGCAGGCACAGAUCGCUUCGAUACCGUCGCAUACGGGGCAACAUCCCGGUGGCGAAGCUGACGUGGCGGAGGAGUUGGCUUGGGGACCAGCCCAUCCGUGUUACCCUCAUAUCAACCCGCACGUAUCAGUGAGGUCUCGGGAGUACCAUACGACACGCAUCAUUCGGAUUCGUCGAGAUUGGAUGGUUAGGGGAGACCUGGCCCCGACCUUUUCCAACUUGUAUCCGGAGAUCCUCGAUCCGUUACUGCCUGAGCAGGAAUUCCGCAGGAUUAUUGCUACGGUCAACGACAAGCUCGUAAAAGCAUUCGAUCCAUUCAGCCUUCGGAACUGGAUAGAUGGGGCGCUGGCGCUGCUGACCGGCUGGAUCUGGGAGGAUAUAGGGGUCACGGGAGUCAAAAACCAGCUCAAGCAGAUAGAAGACUGGGUGGAGAAUUGGAACCAUGAGGUCGGCGCAAAGGACGGGGUAUAUAUCUGGAGUCUUCGACGGACGGGUUACAUGUCGUUGGACAUCCAGAUUCCUGAUCCUAAGGUUGGCAUAAUUCCCAGUGAGCAUGGGCCAUCACUGCCCGGGACUCGACCGAGCAGUGGUGUCGUCUAA